Molecule: messenger RNA, 1865 nt
Organism: Stereum hirsutum FP-91666 SS1
Lineage: Eukaryota; Fungi; Basidiomycota; Agaricomycetes; Russulales; Stereaceae
Product: FAD/NAD-P-binding domain-containing protein
Exons: 12
Coding region: 396-1709 (437 amino acids)
Molecular function (GO): FAD binding; monooxygenase activity
Source: RefSeq, a predicted model, not a curated record
UUCAACAUAGGUAGUUCCAUCCUCCUGAAGACACAAACAUCGGCUGCAUAUACUGUUUUUUUUGGAGGAAAACAACAGAAUCCUUCUCCUACAAAGAAAGUCGCAGCUGUCGAGCUCUUUAUACCAUUUCUUUUGUCGCAAAAUUCAGAAGCGGCAAACGGCGGGAAGGUCGGAUCUCGGACUGCCUGUUUCCGAUUCGAGCGCGGACGGAUCUUGGGGCGUUAGCGGCAGUUAUCCGAGCUGCCAGGAGUUGUGUCGUCCAACCACCAUCUCUUCACAGCGUUUACUCACCGAUACCGAUAUGUGUUCCGAGAGCGCUAUAGGCCUUGGGUACUUAUAGUCACCUAAGGAGAUCCCUGUUGGGACCAACAACCUCUCGUUCUUGCCCCGAGACUAUGUCUUCGUCAACUGCCUCGACGUCCACACCGGAAUUCAAAUCUCUCAACGUCGCCAUUAUUGGUGGUGGGAUCGGUGGUCUCGCAGCUGCUGUUUCUCUGAGACGGGCAGGUCAUGCCGUGACCAUAUACGAGCGGUACGACUAUGCUGGUGAAGUCGGCGCAUCCAUCUCCUGCGCGAACAAUGGUACGAAGUGGCUGUUCGAGUGGGGAGUGGACGUUCAGAAGGCAAAGCCUGUGACGCUCAGGAACUUAAUCAUGCACGACUGGAAAACCGGGAACGUCAUCAACGAGUAUCCUCUCAAGGACUACAAGGAGAAAUGGGGGACCGAAUACUAUAUGUUCCACCGUCAAGAUAUCCAUGCCGUUUUGAAGGAGACCGCUCUCAUGGAUGAGGGAGAAGGUAUUCCAGUAACGCUGGUCGUCAAUCACCGUGCGAAGGCGAUCGACUGUGAGGCUGGUAAGGUUACCUUCGAGGACGGCACCACCAUCGAGGCCGACCUGAUCGUUGGCGCGGACGGUAUUCGUAGCGUUACCCGUUCUGAAAUCGGCGUUGUCCCAGACAUGAAACCCGCCUCCGUUGCGUGCUAUCGUUGUAACAUCCUCACCAAAACAUGCCACGAACUCGGUCUGAAGGACUUCGCCGAAACCGAGGCCAUCGAUUAUUGGGGCGGUUGGCCCAGCGGCGAAAAGGAAGAUUCGCAGUAUUACAAGAUCGUCCUUGCUGGCUGUCGCGGUGGCGAGGUCCUUUCUUUCUACAACUUCAUGCCCGCGCAUCUUACCACUCAGCGGAAAGAAGGUUUCCGAUAUGAGGAAGUGACGGUCGAGGAGAUGAUCAAGAACUACGGUGAUCUUGACCCCAAGGUUCUUGCGAUGCUGGAGAACUCAUUCGACCGAAUGCCGUGGCGUUUGUAUGUCCAUCAGGAGUACCCGUAUUGGAGUAAGGGUAAGGUGACAUUACUCGGCGAUGCCGCACACCCCAUGCUUCCCAACCAGAGCCAGGGAGCUGUCCAGGCACUCGAAGAUGCUGCUGCUCUCGGUAUCACCUUCUCACGAAAAUACGGCUAUACGACACCGGGUAACGUCGAACGCGGUCUGAAGAUAUACGAGCGUGUUCGUAAGCCUCGUGCAUGGAGGGUGCAGGAUGCUAGUGUUCGGGCGACCGAGAACAUGAAUGAGAGGAUUGGAUUCUCAUCGACGCCAUGGUCGCAAACUAAGCAUACCACAACGGGUGUGCUUACUAUCGACGAGAUGAACCUUUAUGACAUGAAGAAGGACGUCGAGUUCAAAUCUCAGGAUCUUCCUGCUCUGUAGACGGUGUAUCGACGGCUCGCUCGUCUUUCAUAUAGACUAUAUAUAUUCACCUCGCCGGAGCUUUGGUCGGCUCACAUUGUGUUUCACCUCAUCCUCAGUACACACCCAUCAUUGUAUUGCAACAUGUCUUUGUAUAUUGACGUGGUAGAAUCAACU